CGCCGGUCUCUCUCUCGCUCUCGUCUCGUCCCGUGAACUCUUCUGUAAGUAGUGUAAAGAGGCGAGGAUUUUAACCAUGCGUGGGUUAGAGGGCCACGGAAGGACGAUCUUCUUUACUUCUCGAGGCGAUUUUCUCUCGUCCUCGUGCAGACCACCUCACCAAACUCACCCUAUAAAUAACCCUUCUCUUCCUUCCCUCUCACUCUCUCGUCGUUUUUCUUUCCACUUUUUCUCUUCCACAGCACCCCACAGCUUCACAGCCCUAAAGAGAGUUUGUGUGAGAGAUUGUGAAGUAGAGAGAUUUUCUUCAGUUUCAUUUUCUCCUACAAUGUCGGCUUCUAAGGGCGAAGAUCCUCGCAUCCAUGGAAUCGCUACUUCCAUUCGUGUUGUCCCCAAUUUUCCCAAGCCAGGGAUCAUGUUUCAAGACAUCACGACUCUGCUUCUCGAUCCUAAAGCUUUCAAGAACACCGUAGAUAUGUUCGUCGAGAGAUACAAGGGGAAGAACAUCACAGUGGUGGCAGGAGUUGAGGCUAGGGGCUUUAUAUUUGGUCCGCCAAUUGCGUUAGCGAUUGGUGCAAAGUUUGUUCCAUUGAGAAAACCAAGAAAAUUGCCAGGUGAAGUAAUUUCAGAAGAAUAUGACCUAGAAUAUGGAAGUGACUGUCUCGAAAUGCACAUUGGAGCAGUUGAACAUGCAGAUCGUGCUUUGGUAGUUGAUGAUUUGAUAGCUACUGGUGGAACUCUUUGUGCAGCAAUAAAUUUACUUGAGCGUGUUGGGGCUGAAGUGGUUGAGUGUGCUUGUGUCAUCGAACUACCUGAACUCAAGGGUCGUGGGAGGUUAAACGGCAAACCAUUAUAUGUGCUGGUGGAAUCUCACUAAGCAGUGACGAUAUCUCUCCCUUGCGGCACAGUGGUGACCUGUACAUUAGAGGGGUAUUGUUGUCAUUUCCAUUUCAUGAGGUUCCUGGUGUCUGGACAAGUUUCCUUCCUUCCUUCUUUGUUUACUUUUAUUGGGAGUAGUAAAUUUUGAUUUUCCAUUGGUGGGUUAA
Molecule: messenger RNA, 1046 nt
Organism: Magnolia sinica
Lineage: Eukaryota; Viridiplantae; Streptophyta; Magnoliopsida; Magnoliales; Magnoliaceae
Product: adenine phosphoribosyltransferase 3-like
Exons: 6
Coding region: 77-877 (266 amino acids)
Biological process (GO): adenine salvage
Cellular component (GO): cytoplasm; cytosol
Molecular function (GO): adenine phosphoribosyltransferase activity
Source: RefSeq, a predicted model, not a curated record